Diaporthe citri is the source of this 891-nucleotide messenger RNA. RefSeq lists its product as uncharacterized. The transcript has 4 exons. The record is from RefSeq and is a predicted model, not a curated record. Lineage: Eukaryota; Fungi; Ascomycota; Sordariomycetes; Diaporthales; Diaporthaceae. Bases 1 to 891 code for a protein of 296 amino acids.
AUGAUCGAAGAGAGCCGCGCACCCCACGCGAGGGCCGUCCUUCUGUCCAUGGCUUCGGCUGCCACCGUCUUUGUUGCCGCCAGGGCCUACGGAUGCGCGCGCCUGAUGCGGAGGAGGCCCUAUGCCGAGGAGUGGCUGAGCGCGCUGUCGCUCGCCAUCGUCUGGCUCAACGUGUCCUUCAUAACGACUGGCCUGUUCAACGGCCUCGGGCGCCACGUCGCCGUGCUCUCGCACGAGCAGCAGGUGAGGGCCAAGUUCUGGUAUACUGUUGGCACGCCGUUCAGCGUUAUAAACCUGGCCGUGUCCAAGAUGUCGGUUGUGAGCUUGCUGUGUCGGAUCUUCAAGCCGGGCGAGCUCCACAAGGCUGCCAUGUGGGCGUCGGUGAUACUGUGUCUGCUCGGUUUCCUUGCCGUUUCUUUCAUGGCCUUCUUCGGCUGCAAACCGGUGCAGGCAUCAUGGGACCCGACUAUCAAAGGCGCAAAAUGUAUACAAUCGAUCCAAUACGUGCAAUAUUGCUAUUUCGCUGCCGGUGAGCAAAAUCACUGCCUCCCGCCUCCGCCGGGCUUGGUACACAAUGUUGAGCUCAUAUGUUGUCCAGCACUCUCCGCCGCUCUCGAUCUAUACUUUGCAGUGUACCCAGCGGCCGUCUUCCACCGCCUUACGUGUAGCAAGAAGAGGAAGUUCACGUUGAGUAUAAUGCUUGGGCUAGGGGUCUCAGCGGCGGCGGCAGGCUCCUACAAGACCUCGUUGCUUGGAACUAAUGCAAGUCCCGAUUUUACCUAUGGGCGGUUUUUGGACAGAGAAGCUGGAUUCCAUCUUGAGGUCAAUCAGUUCGAGUUGGGCUACUGGUACGACGGCGACGACGGCGCAAACGUCCACCAUACAGACUAG